Diprion similis is the source of this 2979-nucleotide messenger RNA. It is a transcript of the gene Rad23, whose product is annotated as UV excision repair protein RAD23 homolog B. The coding region runs from base 150 to 1214 and encodes 354 amino acids. Gene Ontology annotation, molecular function: proteasome binding; ubiquitin binding; damaged DNA binding. Gene Ontology annotation, cellular component: nucleoplasm; cytosol. The transcript has 6 exons. The record is from RefSeq and is a predicted model, not a curated record. Gene Ontology annotation, biological process: proteasome-mediated ubiquitin-dependent protein catabolic process; nucleotide-excision repair. Lineage: Eukaryota; Metazoa; Arthropoda; Insecta; Hymenoptera; Diprionidae.
GAAAAAGGUUCAUGGCGCUCACGAGCUCCGAGUGCCGAAUCAUCAGCGCUAAAAUAUCUAUCAAAACAUCAUUUUAUUUCGUGAGAUUCUCAGGAUACUUCGCCUUAAUUAGUACUAAUUAAAGUAAGCGUGUGUGCUGACGAUUCAAAAUGAUUAUUACGCUUAAAAAUCUUCAACAACAGACGUUUAUCGUCGAGAUUGACCCCUCGAAAACGGUUAAAGAAUUAAAAGACAAGAUCGAAGUUCAGAAGGGUUUUCCGGCUCAGCAUCAAAAACUCAUAUACGCGGGAAAAAUAUUGACCGAUGAGCAGCCUUUAACUACCUAUAAUAUUGACGAAAACAAGUUUAUCGUGGUUAUGGUAACAAAACCUAAGGCUGGCGCCGGCCCGAGCACUAGUGAGGAACAGCAUGCUGACGGUGACAAUAACAAAGAACACACAGCAGCUCGUCCAGCGACAUUAGCUACAACUCCUGCGACUCCAGAAGACCCACCUGCAGCAGUGUCACCGACUGGAAUUCAGGCAGAAAGUGCUUUAUUGAUGGGAGAAGAAUAUAAUACAAUGGUCAAUAACAUUAUGGAUAUGGGGUACGAUCGAGAGCAGGUUGAACAAGCUUUAAGAGCAAGUUUCAACAAUCCUGAUAGAGCAGUAGAAUACUUACUCACUGGUAUUCCAGCUCAGCUAUUUGAGGAUCCACCUGAAGACCCUCCUGAAGCCCAGGACCAGGCUCAAGAUCCCUUGGCAUUCUUACGCACCCAGCCACAGUUUCAACAAAUGCGUCAAGUGAUUCAACAAAAUCCGCAAUUACUAAAUGCUGUACUACAACAGAUUGGACAGACCAAUCCAGCCCUACUACAAUUGAUUUCGCAGAACCAGGAAGCCUUUGUUCGCAUGCUCAACGAACCUGUUGGUGCUGCGGCUGGAGCAGUUCAAGGAACGCCUGCAGCAGCGGCUGCUGUAGCCCAAGGAGGACUUACAGGUGGUACAGGUACCGUUGCGGGUGUUGGUGCUGGUGCUGGGGCAGGUGCGGGAGCAGGCGCAGGUGCGGGUCUUGGAGCCGGAGUGAUUCAGGUGACGCCACAAGACAAAGAAGCAAUCGAAAGGCUGAAGGCACUGGGAUUCCCUGAACAUCUUGUUGUUCAGGCUUAUUUUGCAUGUGAAAAAAAUGAAAACCUAGCGGCUAACUUUUUGCUGUCGCAAAAUCUCGAUGAUUGAGAACCCAUACUUAGGGGACCGCGUGUCACAGAGUUAACAGAUGCUAGAGACAAGAAUCAACACAAUGGCUAUGUGGUCAAUUAAUCUCAUCAUGCUUUUAAUGCACGAAUGGCUUUGUUGCUAACAAUUCUCUGGAUGGUGCAGACGAAACAGGCAUUCUCAUGUAACGUCCUUUGAUAAAUAUAAUUCUCUUUCAUCUAGAGAUAGGAGAAGUAUAUUAUGUAAAUUUCUUAUUUUAAAUAUUAACAUUUCAAGUAGUAAUCUUACAUACCAAUAUUAAGUCUUUCAUUACUUUAGAAAAAAAAAAGUUGAAAUUGUCUUUAGUAGCUAUUUUUUUUUUUUUUACUAGUUAGUUCAGUGGCUCUGUUAUAAUAUCUCAUGUGUACAAUGCAAUACAAAUUCUAAAAACUUACAAUAUAGUAUACCAUAAAAUUGACGUUGAUGUUAUACGUCUAUAUUUUCGGUUGUAUAAUAAUACAUAACACUUCUGCAAAACGAAUAUUAAUAAUAGAGCCAAAACUAACGAAUGCCUAAACAUAAUAGCCCAGAUUAAAUAUAAUAAUACGAAAAAAAAAUUCGUAAUUCGAGACUUCAUUUUCUCGUACAAAGUUAUUCACAGUCAAAGAAUUGAAUUUUAUCUAUGCAUAGUCAAACGAUAGAAAUUCUUUUGCUUUGUAUACCAUAAAUUGCGAACCAAAAAUGUAAUAAUAACAUUUUUCGAGGAUGGAUGAUAAGAGUGACAAUUUAAGAUAUCUAGAAUUUGUUUAAUCUUGUUUAAUAAAAAAGUUAGCCAAACUGUUGCACAAAGUUCAAUAUACUCCUUUAAUUUGUAGAUACAAUUGGGCAUUUUCUUAAGAGAUGCAGCAAUAUAUUUGCGCACAAAACUUUCAUCGUCCAACAAAGCUUGUCAAAAAACUGGCACAGAAUCGUCGAAGACCUUAGUGGGCUCAAAUACGGAUGGGUAACACGAUUCGCAGUUGUCUGUGCGAUUAGCUACAAUGUGAUAAGACGUCACUGGAGAGAAAUGAAGCUGAAAUUGUAAAUUCGAAUAUCCAUCUUGACCACAAAUUAUUGUUAUUUAUCAUGAUGUUACUCUUACAAACUCUUAUACACUGUUGUCUCUAAAGUCAAGUUACUCUGUGACCGUCACGAAAUUAAGUUUUCAUACCAAGAGAUGGUGAAAUUAAAUUUUUGUAUAGGAAAAACCCGAUAAAAAUAUAUGGAGUGUGUGUCUAUAUUCAUAGACAUACAUAUAUGCAAGUACACAUAUGCAUAGACUCACGAGAAAAAAGUGGAGCUUUUUUGAAAUGUAAAAUUUAAAAAUGAAUAUCAACAAGCAGCCAUUACAGUACGCAAUAUUUUCUUCAGGCAAGAUUACAACACCAACUAAACUAUUGCCUACAAAGAAAUCACAAGGUUACCAAAUCAGUUGGAGUUGCCUCAGUUGCUUGAAAAAAAAAUAAACUUAAUAGUUAAAUUGAAUAGCAUGGAUAUUGCACUGCAAUUGGCUAAACAAUAAUUGCGAAUAAAUUUUUAAUGUGAAUUUACGAGACCGUUUUAUUGCAAGUCUCGAUAUAAUGAUGGGGCUGAUGGAAAAGAAAUUGGAUAAUAAAUUUGUUUUUUGACAAAAAAAGAAAAAAAAACAGUACAAGAUUGUGCGUAAACGUUAACAAUUAGCUGCAGUUUCUUGACUUUACACGUUUACCUUCACUGUUUUGUACGUAUUGUUACUAUCUUACAAAAAAAUGAUACGUUCUCCAAUUUC